Molecule: messenger RNA, 2732 nt
Organism: Schistosoma rodhaini
Lineage: Eukaryota; Metazoa; Platyhelminthes; Trematoda; Strigeidida; Schistosomatidae
Source: the annotation of a GenBank genome assembly
AUUAUCCAUAAGGAGAAAGUAAAGAAUGAACUGGUUUUACGGAUGAUAAACAAAAGGAACUUUUUCAAUAUUUACAUGUUAUACAACAUCAAUAAUGGUUAUUCAAUGACUGAUAAAUGAUUAAAGCAAACAGCAUACUGAUUAUACUAAUUAAAAGGAAAUAAAAAAGAAUCUCUUCAAAAUUAUUAAAAUUCGAAUGUUCAAUCAUGGAAUUAUUAUUUUAUUUAAUGGUUAUUAUUCAAUUUAUCAAUGUAAUACAUAACAAUCUCCAUGGUGAACAAUAUAAAUUUAAUUAUCCAUUACAAUCUAAUAGGAAAAUAUUAAAAAAACAAAAUAAUCUCUAUGCAAAACGUAAUCAUGUUGAUCAUAAUUCUGAAAGAUUAAAAAGAAAUUUCUUAGUUGAUAUUAAUUCACAUAAUUCAUUAUGUCAAUCUGGUUCACAAUCAUUUCAGUGUGCUCCACCAUUUAAAGAUAUAUCACGUGGAGUAUCUGUUUAUUCAACAUCUACAUGUGGAGAACAUCGACCACAAAAUUUAUGUCGAUCUAAUACAAAUUGUCAAUUAUGUAGUGUUAAUUCAACUAAAUGGAAAUUUUCAUCGGAAUAUUUAACUGAUCGUCAUGAUGUUGAAAAUCAAACUUGUUGGGCAUCAGGAUAUAUUCGACCAGGUGAAGCUGUUAAUCUUACUAUAUCGUUGGGAAAACGUUUUGAAGUAUACUAUAUAUCUUUACAACCAUGUAGUAUAGGUAGUAUACCACAUUCAAUAGCAAUUUAUAAAUCAUCCGAUUUUGGUCGUACAUGGCGUCCUUGGCAUUAUUUUUCAACUGAUUGUUAUCGAGCUUUUGGACUACCUACCUCAAAUGAACAUAAUAGCCAUAUAACAUCUGCUAAUUUACAAGAGGUAUUAUGUGUUGCUUUACAACCACGUGAAAGUUAUUACAGUCAUCAAGGUAGAAGAGUUCGUUCAAUGAACAGUUAUAUUUUCAAUAAACCAAAUAUUACUAGAAAUUUCGGAGGUAUGGGAGUGCCUUCGGAUUGGGUUAUUGCAUUCAGCACAACACUUGGUCGACCAGCAACACGUCCAUGGAGUCCAGCAUUGAUUGAUUGGAUGACUAUGACUGAUGUUCGUAUAAGCUUAAUGAGUUUUCAUCAGUCUAACGAACCAGAAUAUCGUAUCAAAAGAAAUGCCUAUCGAAGUCAACCAUCUGAUCACUCUAAAUUAACACAGAAUUCACAAACUAUAAACAAACUACCCUUAUUUCAAUCAAAUUACUUUUAUGAUAAUUUUAAUAAUUAUCAUUUAAAACGAACACGAAAUUUAAGAGAUGGUCAGACCAUUACAGAAUUACCUCAAAAAGAAAUGAAUCAUACUAAUAAUAUAGAUAGCCAAACUGAUUUGAAGGUCAAUACUAGAAAAUCUGUAAAUGUAACUAUAGACCCUGAGAUUUUAUCUGAAAUAGACUUCUAUGCAUUUGCUGACAUAGCCAUUGGUGGACGUUGUAAAUGUAAUGGACAUGCAAGUGAAUGUAUAUUAGGAUCAAAUGGUAAAUUAAUAUGUGCAUGUGAACACCAUACAUCUGGUGAAGAUUGUGAAUAUUGUAAACCUGGUUAUAUGGAUAGACCAUGGGACAGAGCUACAACUCAAGAUGCAAAUGUCUGUAAAAAAUGUGAUUGUAAUCUUCAUUCAAAUGAAUGCCGAUUUUCAAAUUCAUUAUAUUUAUUAUCUAAUCGUAUAAGUGGUGGUAUUUGUGAAAAUUGUCAACAUAAUACAAUUGGUCGUAAUUGUCAUCAAUGUGCUGAAGGUUAUUAUCGUGAUUGGACUAAACCAUUAAGUCAUGAAAAUGUUUGUUUACCAUGUCGAUGUCAUCCAAUUGGAUCUAUUGUCCGUCAUGAUUGUGACAGAAGAAGUGGACAGUGUCGAUGUAAACAAGGUGUAGCUGGUUUAACCUGUGAUCGUUGUCAAGAUGGCUAUCAUCAAACACGUUCACCACUUAAUCCUUGCACGAAAGACUUCACAUCCCGAGCAGUAGCUUUGGCUCAUACACCAGGUGAUAUAAACUGUCCACCAUGUAGUACAAAUAAAGAAAGAAUUAAACUGAAAAAAUUCUGUCGUAAAGAUGCAGUUUUUGAGGCUUCAUUCAAAUCACGUGAACUUCAUGGAAAUAUGGCUCGUUUCGAAAUGCAUGUCACACAAAUUUGGAGAAUUAAUAAAGAAUUUUUUAGAGGAAGUUCAAGUAUUUACUGGCCUGCUUCUAAAUCUUUUAUCGACUUUGAACAAUAUAAUCAAGGUGAACAUGAAGAAGAGAUUAAGAGAAAAUCAAAUGAAUUAGUUCCUGUAUGGGUUCGUCUAAAUGAAUUAAAGUGCAAAUGUCCAUAUAUUGAAUUGGGUGUUUCAUACCUAAUAGUAACAGACUUUGAGAGUUUCACAAAUAAAAUAAGAAACGAACUAUUAUUUUCUACAAAAACUGCAAUUUUACCUUGGCGUUCAAGUUGGAAACGUAGACUUAUUCGAUUUCGUAGAAGAGAAAAUCGUGGAGCAUGUGAAAAGUUUCGUGAACCUACUAAACUUCUUAGUGUAUUUCGUCCUAAACAAACACUUGAAAUACCUACAAUUCAUCGUGAAUGGCAUUCAACAAUCAAUGCUCGAAUUCCUUCAUCUAUUCAUCAAAGGCCAUCAUAUUCUUUAUCAUUACGACCUUAUUCUAAAUAUAGACGUGAUUAUAAAGUAUCAUAA